AGUCGUACCUAAGUAUAACUACAAACCAAGCUGUCGAUUGUACUACGCCAUACGCCAAUGGCCAACUCGAGUGAUUUGCAGUCGAACCGCAGGCAGUGCGGGUACAGUGCACGAGGCUUGGAUUGGCAGCAGUGACAAAAUCGCCUAUAGGCGGUAUAUUUUUACGUUUACUCAAUUGUGGAAAGCGCCUGCGGCCUGUAUGUCAGGUUUAUCGGUUAGGUUAUGUACGCUUAUUUACGUUCCAAACACAGCGCAGCGCACAGUGGUUAAGUUGCCAGAUAUAAUAUAUAUACAUAUAUAUAUAUAUAUAUAUAUGUAUAUAAUAACAGAAGAGAUGAAAUCGUAUAAAAAAGCGGUGAUUAUUAAAUAAGUGAGAAAAUAUUUAAUAAAUUUGCUUUUCCAUAGAGAAUUACAGCACAAAUUUGUCGACUGAGAUGUUAAACUUAACGUGUGUAAUACGUUGCAAAACGCUUUUUAUGGCAAAAGUACUACGCCGCGGUCUGAGCAGUGCUCGAUUUAAGGAAUCCUUGCAAUAUCGUAUUUUGAAUUAUUUCGAGACUUCACGAAAAAGUCAGCAAACGGCUCAGCAAUGUGAAAUUUCGGCGCAAUCGAAAGACAUUGUUCCUACAAUUAAUAAUGAUUUGCUCGAUCCAAACCAAGCAAAAAAAUUAGAUACCAUUUAUCGCGAGUUUGAACAUAUAUUGACGAUAAAUGAUAUACAUUUGGUCCAAGAAAUGAUAGAAAAUCUUGAUUUACAAUGUUUUGCAUUAAUAAAUUCAUUGAAGUUUUCAGAAAUUUUAACUUUGAUGACUGAAUUUUUCAAAGUUGCUCCAACACAGUUCGUAAAAUCUUUUUUCUACAACAGGUCUAUUUCUAUUCUAAUUAAGGCUGCAGAAAAUAAAAGUUUAACUAACCAUGAAAGUGUACAGCUCUUAUACUUUAUUUCACUUCACAAAGAAAACAGUGCCAAUUACAUAGAUUACCUGAAGCCAUUAUUACCAGACAUGAAUGACUUACCUUUAUUUGAGAAAUGUAUCACUGCUCAAUCAUUUUAUAAAACAUCUACAAAAUUGCAACUUCGCCAAUCCAGACUAUUGGAGCAAUUAAUAGAACAGGACUUUGAACAAUUGAUUGGUGAUCCAAUGUUACUUGUAACAAUAUGUAAAGCAAUAAUAUUAAGUGAACCAAGCAAUGAACUGACUUUGAAACAUUUAAGUAAAGCAAUUAUUGAAUUAAAAGAACCAUUAAAUUUUAAUAGCGUGGCUCAUGUUUUGAGAUUGUAUGCGGAAACUCUUCUAUUUGAACCAAAACCCAUAGAUAAGUUGGUAAAAUGCGGAAUUGACAUCAUUGCAAAAGAUUUGGAGCAUGGAAAACAUACUCUAAGUAUACCCGAUGUAGAUACGUUUUUAUGGAGUAUCAGUUAUUUAGGUAUAACUUUGACAUUAAGUGAGAAAUUGAUACUUCGAACAUGGAUUGAACAAAACCUGAGAAAAUACAAAACUAGAGAAAAUUUAGGAUAUCUUGUGAAUAGUCUUCUAUGUCUGCAUAUGCUUCGAGAUUGGAGUACUAAGGUAAUUAAAAAUUGUCUUGGAGAACGAACAUUUGAGCCAAUCUUUUAUGAUAAGUUUCAUUGGAAAGUGCAGUCUAGAUUGCAAUUGCUUAUAAGUCAAAUUCGUCUAGAAAUGAAAAUGCAAGUACCCCAUUCAUUAUCAAAACAAAUUAAAAUUGGAUUCACUCCAUCGCAAAAUCUACAAGCAGUGGUAGAAGUUGGAUUCUCAUUAGCUAAUAAAGGAAUUAUCAAAGACGCUAUUAUUGAAUGUCCAAUCAAAACCUUAAUUAUACCAGGAGUAACAAUAACUACUAAAAAGGACACAUAUCACGUUGAUGUGUUGGAUAAUUUGACAUGCUUAAAAAACACUAAUAUACCAAAUGGUUUGACAAACUUGAAAUUACGUCUUCUGUCUCGAUUGAGAUAUCGACAAAUUUUAAUACCAGGACAAAUAUUUAAAGAAAAUCCAGAAAAAGUACCAUUAAUUGUUGAGGAAAAAAUAAGGAAUAGUAUAAAGUAUGGAAGAGCAUCUGAAUUAUUUUCUGAAAAUAUCACAGAAAUUUAAUCUAAUUUUUUACACAUUCAAUAAUGAUAGCAUUGAUAGCUAUUAUAAGCCUAUCACAUGUAUGAUAAUUUGUAAAAAGAUUUAUAGUGUUUGUUGAUUAGUUAUUAAAUAAAUUCAUUUAAUAAAAAUUUGUAGAUAAGAUUUAAAA
Nasonia vitripennis (jewel wasp) is the source of this 2262-nucleotide messenger RNA. RefSeq lists its product as uncharacterized. The record is from RefSeq and is a predicted model, not a curated record. The transcript has 4 exons. Bases 435 to 2114 code for a protein of 559 amino acids. Lineage: Eukaryota; Metazoa; Arthropoda; Insecta; Hymenoptera; Pteromalidae.